Mandrillus leucophaeus (drill) is the source of this 5634-nucleotide messenger RNA. It is a transcript of the gene NCAPD3, whose product is annotated as non-SMC condensin II complex, subunit D3. Gene Ontology annotation, cellular component: condensed chromosome, centromeric region; condensin complex. The coding region runs from base 611 to 5104 and encodes 1497 amino acids. Gene Ontology annotation, biological process: meiotic chromosome condensation; mitotic chromosome condensation. Gene Ontology annotation, molecular function: histone binding. The transcript is spliced from 35 exons. The record is from RefSeq and is a predicted model, not a curated record. NCBI's taxonomy places the organism in Eukaryota, Metazoa, Chordata, Mammalia, Primates, Cercopithecidae.
GCGGCCGGCGCUCCCGCCGUCGGCAUGGCAGCUGCUACUUCGCUGGGACAGGCUCUGGGCCCACGCAUGCCCGCAGUCCACAGAACUGCAGUCGUCUUCUCGGAGUGCUUUCGGCUACUUUCCCUUAUUGCUUUAGCUCGAUACACGUUGGGCUGCCUUUCACAUUCGGAUAUUACGCGGUUCCAGUGCUGUCUGACAGGAAAGGCAGCCCUUUGACACGCACGCGAAAUGUCGCCUGACGAGGGCAAAGGUGACAGUUACCACCGGAAGUACCCUGUCUCGGAUACCCUUUAGAUUCCCCCACUGAAGAAAAACGAAGCGGGAAAAACGCUGUUAGGGUUUAACUCAGGCCCUGGCUCCUUGAACGAAUUAGCGGAAAAGUCACCCGCAGGAGCCUUGUUUGGCUUCCACUUUUCGGCCCGCCCAGUUCUCUGAGCGUGCGGCGGACGACGCAGGUGAUUGGUUGAGCGAAUGGAAACGGCUCGGUGCGGUGAUUGGCCGGUGGGAAAUUCUGUACGUUGUGAUUGGUCCGCAGGAACGACUCGGCGCGCGCGCGGGAGCGAGCUUUGAAAGUUGAGCACGGCGGCGGCGAGCCGGUGGCCUGGGGAUCAUGGUGGCGCUGCGGGGCCUUGGUAGCGGCCUGCAGCCGUGGUGUCCGCUGGAUCUUAGACUCGAAUGGGUUGACACAGUGUGGGAACUGGAUUUCACAGAGACUGAGCCUUUGGAUCCCAGCAUAGAAGCAGAGAUCAUAGAGACUGGAUUGGAUGCAUUCACAAAACUCUAUGAAAGCCUUUUACCCUUUGCUACUGGAGAACAUGGAUCUAUGGAGAGUGUCUGGACCUUCUUCAUUGAGAACAAUGUUUCCCAUAGUACACUGGUGGCAUUGUUCUAUCAUUUUGUUCAAAUAGUUCAUAAGACAAAUGUCAGUGUACAGUAUCGAGAAUAUGGCCUUCACGCUGCUGGGCUUUACUUUUUGCUGCUAGAAGUACCAGGCAGUGUAGCCAAUCAAGUAUUCCACCCAGUGAUGUUUGACAAAUGCAUUCAGACUCUAAAGAAGAGCUGGCCUCAGGAAUCUAACUUGAAUCGGAAAAGAAAGAAAGAACAGCCUAGGAGCUCUCAGGCUAAUUCCGGCAGGCAUAGAAAAAGGGGAAAGCCACCCAGGAAAGAAGAUAUUGAGAUGGAUGAAAUUAUAGAAGAACAAGAAGAUGAGAACAUUUGUUUUUCUGCCCAGGACCUUUCUCAAAUUCGAAGUGCCAUCUUUCACCUUUUAAAGAAUUUUUUAAGGCUUCUGCCAAAGUUUUCCUUGAAAGAAAAGCCACAAUGUGUACAGAAUUGUAUAGAGGUCUUUGUUUCAUUAACUAAUUUUGAGCCAGUUCGUCAUGAAUAUCAUGUUACACAAGCCAGAGACCUUAACCGAGCAAAAUACAUACCAGAACUGGCUUAUCAUGGAUUGUAUUUGCUGUGCUCUCCCAUUCAUGGAGAAGGAGAUAAGGUUAUCAGUUGUGUUUUCCAUCAAAUGCUCAGUGUAAUAUUAAUGUUAGAAGUUGGUGAAGGAUCCCAUCGUGCCCCCCUUGCUAUUACCUCCCAAGUCAUCAAUUGUAGAAACCAGGCGGUCCAGUUUAUCAGCUCCCUUGUGGAUGAGUUAAAGGAGAGUAUAUUCCCAGUCCUCCGUAUCUUACUGCAGCACAUCUGUGCCAAGGUGGUAGAUAAAUCAGAGUAUCGUACUUUUGCAGCCCAGUCCCUAGUCCAGCUGCUCAGUAAACUUCCUUGUGGGGAGUACGCUAUGUUCAUUGCCUGGCUUUACAAAUACUCCCGAAGUUCCAAGAUCCCACACCGGGUUUUUACUCUUGAUGUUGUCUUAGCUCUGUUGGAACUGCCUGAAAGAGACGUGGAUAACGCCCUGUCCUUGGAGCAUCAGAAGUUCUUAAAGCAUAAGUUCUUGGUGCAGGAAAUUAUGUUUGAUCGUUGCUUAGACAAGGCGCCUACUGUGCGCAGCAAGGCGCUGUCCAGCUUUGCGCACUGUCUGGAGCUGACUGUUACCCCUGCAUCGGAGAGCCUUCUGGAGCUGCUGCUGAACAGUCCUACGUUUUCAGGAAUAGAGAGUCACUCUGGUACCUUACUGAGAAAUUCAUCAGCUCUUUUCUACCAAGGGCGGACAUCUAACCAUUCCGAACCCUCAAGGGAGAUCAACAUAGACUGCAGUGGUGAAACAGUUGGAUCUGGAGAAAGAUGUGUCAUGGCAAUGCUGAGAAAGAGAAUCAGGGAUGAGAAGACCAACGUUAGGAAGUCUGCACUGCAGGUAUUAGUGAGUAUUUUGAAGCACUGUGAUGUCUCGGGCAUGAAGGAAGACCUGUCGAUUCUGCAGGACCAGUGUCGGGACCCUGCGGUGUCUGUCCGGAAGCAGGCCCUCCAGUCUCUUACUGAACUCCUUAUGGCUCAGCCUAGAUGCGUGCAGAUCCAGACAGCCUGGCUGCGGGGGUUGGUCCCGGUGGUGAUGGACUGUGAGAGCACUGUGCAGGAGAAGGCCCUGGAGUGCCUGGACCAGCUGCUGCUGCAGAACAUCCAGCAUCACAGUCAUUUUCACUCUGAGGACGACAGCCAGGUCCUCGCCUGGGCACUUCUUACUCUCCUCACCACGGAAAGCCAGGAACUGAGCCGAUAUUUAAAUAAGGCUUUUCAUAUCUGGUCCAAGAAAGAAAAAUUCUCAUCCACUUUUGUAAACAAUAUAAUCUCUCACACUGGCACGGAACAUUCGGCACCUGCCUGGAUGCUGCUUUCCAAGAUUGCUGGCUCCUCACCCAGGCUGGACUACAGCAGAAUAAUACAGUCCUGGGAGAAAAUCAGCAGUCAGCAGAAUCCCAAUUCAAACACCUUAGGACAUAUUCUGUGUGUGAUUGGACAUAUUGCAAAGCAUCUUCCUAAGAGCACCCGGGACAAAGUGACUGAUGCUGUCAAGCGUAAGCUGAGUGGAUUUCAGUGGUCUCUAGAGGUGAUCAGUUCAGCUGUGGAUGCUUUGCAGAGGCUUUGUAGAGCAUCUGCAGAGACACCAGCAGAGGAGCAGGAAUUGCUGAAGCAGGUGUGUGGGGAUGUCCUCUCCACCUGUGAGCACCGCCUCUCCAACAUCGUUCUGAAGGAGAAUGGAACAGGGAAUAUGGACGAAGACCUGUUGGUGAAGUACAUUUUUACAUUAGGGGAUAUAGCCCAGCUGUGUCCAGCCAGGGUGGAGAAGCGCAUCUUCCUUCUGAUUCAGUCCGUCCUGGCUUCGUCUGCUGAUGCUGACCAUUUACCAUCAUCUCAAGGCAGCAGUGAUGCCCCAGCAUCUCAGCCACCCUCCCAGGUCAGAGGUUCUGUCAUGCCCUCUGUGAUUAGAGCACAUGCUAUCAUUACCUUAGGUAAGCUGUGCUUACAGCACGAGGAUCUGGCAAAGAAGAGCAUCCCAGCCCUGGUGCGAGAGCUCGAGGUGUGUGAGGAUGUGGCUGUCCGCAACAACGUCAUCAUUGUGAUGUGCGAUCUUUGCAUUCGCUACACCAUCAUGGUGGACAAGUAUAUUCCCAACAUUUCCAUGUGUCUGAAGGAUUCUGACCCAUUCAUCCGGAAGCAGACACUCAUCUUGCUUACCAAUCUCUUGCAGGAGGAAUUUGUGAAAUGGAAGGGCUCCCUGUUCUUUCGAUUUGUCAGCACUCUGAUAGAUUCACACCCAGACAUUGCCAGCUUCGGGAAGUUUUGCCUGGCUCACCUGUUACUGAAGAGGAACCCUGUCAUGUUCUUCCAGCACUUCAUUGAGUGUAUUUUUCACUUUAAUAACUAUGAGAAGCAUGAGAAGUAUAACAAGUUCCCCCAGUCCGAGAGAGAGAAGCGGCUGUUUUCAUUGAAGGGAAAGUCAAACAAAGAGAGACGAAUGAAAAUCUACAAAUUUCUUUUAGAGCACUUCACAGAUGAACAGCGAUUCAACAUCACUUCCAAAAUCUGCCUUAGUAUUUUGGCGUGCUUUGCUGAUGGCAUCCUACCCCUGGACCUGGAUGCCAGUGAGUUACUCUCAGACACAUUCGAGGUCCUCAGCUCAAAGGAGAUCAAGCUUUUGGCAAUGAGAUCUAAACCAGACAAGGACCUCCUUAUGGAAGAAGAUGACAUGGCCUUGGCAAAUGUAGUCAUGCAGGAAGCUCAGAAGAAGCUCAUCUCACAAGUUCAGAAGAGGAACUUCAUAGAAAAUAUUAUUCCAAUUAUCAUCUCCCUGAAGACUGUGCUGGAGAAAAAUAAGAUCCCAGCUUUGCGGGAACUCAUGCAGUAUCUCCGGGAGGUGAUGCAGGAUUACCGAGAUGAGGUCAAGGACUUCUUUGCAGUUGACAAACAGCUGGCAUCAGAGCUUGAGUAUGACAUGAAGAAGUACCAGGAACAGCUGGCUCAGGAGCAAGAGCUAGCAAAACAUGCAGAUGUGACUGGGACGGCUGGAGGUGCCGAGGUGGCACCUGUGGCACAGGUUGCUCCGUGUUUAGAAACAGCACCAGGUCCUGCUGGCCACGAAAACCGCGCCCUGUCACCUGCCGUGAGCCAGCCCUGCACACACAGGGCAAGUGCUGGCCACGCACCGGUGUCAUCUCCUGCACCUGAAACUGGGCCGUUGCAGAGGCUGCUGCCCAAAGCCAGACCCAUGUCCCUGAGCACCAUUGCAAUCCUGAAUUCUGUCAAGAAAGCUGUGGAGUCAAAGAGCAGGCAUCGGAGUCGGAGCUUAGGAGUGCGGCCUUUCACUUUAAAUUCUGGAAGCCCAGAGAAAACCUGCAGUCAGGUGUCUUCAUACAGUUUGGAGCAAGAGUCAAACGGCACGAUUGAGCCUGUGACCAAGCGGGCCAUCAGCACCCCCGAGAAGAGCAUCAAUGAUGUCACGUUUGGAGCAGGGGUCAGUUACAUCGGGACACCACGGACUCCUUCAUCAGCCAAAGAGAAAAUUUCCAGGAGUCAAGGAAAUGACAUCUUAUGUUUAUCAUUGCCUGAUAAACCGCCCCCACAGCCUCAGCAGUGGAAUGUGAGGUCUCCAGCCAGGAAUAAAGACACUCCAGCCUGCAGCAGGAGGUCCCUGCGAAAGACCCCCCUGAAAACAGCCAACUAAAGAGCGCAUCCCCCCCAGUGUCCGGGCAGGCAGGAGCCCCUGAGGAAGCCGUCUCGUGUCCUCCGCGUGGACAGGCAGCUGGAUCACGUCCCGCAGUCCUUGGGCAGCGCUUUGCCGUGGAACACGAGAGCUCCUCCUCAGGGGCCUGGCACGCACCUGCAUUUAGCCGGCCAGCCCUUUCUAUGCUGUAUGAUGUAUAUGGUUAAACACUGUAAAAUAGAGAUGUGCCAAAUUUAGAUCUUCUUACCCUAAGCCUAAUCUAUUUAAUAGUAUAACUUUAUUCCAUUUGAAAGUGUCAAGCCCAUGCAGAUAAGCUAUAAUCUGGUCUUUAAGGAACACAACUUUAAAAACUUCAGCUUUCUUUUAUAUAAAUCAAGCCUCUGUUAACUUGUUUGAAUUCCUUAUAGUACAUAUUUUCCCAUCUGUAAUGACAAAAUAUUGAUUGUAAUAUUUUUUCUAUUAUUUAUAAUUGCAAAUUUUUAAAAUAUACAGCUUUCUAAAAGUAAUAAAGGUUUAGGAUAAAUACAGCC